Theileria orientalis strain Shintoku is the source of this 4461-nucleotide messenger RNA. RefSeq lists its product as hypothetical. The transcript has 3 exons. Bases 1 to 4461 code for a protein of 1486 amino acids. The record is from RefSeq and is a predicted model, not a curated record. Lineage: Eukaryota; Apicomplexa; Aconoidasida; Piroplasmida; Theileriidae.
AUGCGAAAUGUUUGGAUUAUCGCAUCAGUUGUCGUUGCAAUUGCUAUUUGUUUAUCUAUCGGCUUGACUGUUGGAUUCCUGCUCAAGAAAAGGAAGGGUACAGGUGGUACAGUCGCUAAUGUUAGUAUUUCGCCUGUACGCUUAGCAAACGAUGCCGACUUGAAAGUCAAGGAUACUAGCGAUGACAUUAUUAAGAUUGACUUUUUAAAAAGAGAAAACUACUCCGUAGGUGGAAAUAAUGCCAGUGUCAACAGUUUUAAUCACGAUUUUCCCACGGCUAAACUCACUGGUUGGACUCACACCUUUCAACUCCCUCUCAGGAUACGGAAAUUUGUUGUUGGAUCCAAUGAGGUUGCCGUUUCAAAGAUUACUCCCAUUUCUGGUUUCUCUGUGUUAAAUAAUCAAGAUGCAGGUGAUUUUGUAACAAUUUGGCAUGAUGGCGACUUUCAUCACUACACUAACUCCGGCGAACUUAUUUCAGUUGGAGCCUUUCCAUUUGCCAAUGGAGAUGAAUCAAUCCAUCCACGGCGUCUUAAAAUACCAACAAGAAUUUCUGAACGUGAUGAUAUAGAUUUUGAUCCCGCAAGUGGUUUUCCUACCGGCUGGCAUGGUAGAGAUGUAGUUGAAGAGCCAAAAGAACCAGAGAUUGAAAGUAUUAGUUUUGAUCCCGUUCACGGGUUUCCUUCGGGAUGGCAUGAUAAUGUCGACGUUGUUGAAAAACCUGUUACAUUUGUCAAUGUUCUUCCUGAAAUGAAUUUAACUAAAGAAGAUUUAGUUCUCGAUCUUUCAGUUAUUACUCUUGCUACCGAGGAUACUCCAUACAAGAUUAUACAGGGAGAUGAUGAAUUGACAAUUAGGAAACAUAAUUUUGAUGAUGUUUUUAAGAAGUACACCUGUUCUCUUAGUGACGCAAGGUCAUUUAAACCACAAAUUAGGCAUUUACUUUCUAAUUUCCAACUCAAUGAUGAAAACGUUUCCGAUUUUGAACUAUACGUUGGUGAAUAUGAUGAACCAUUGUUGGUUAGAUUGAAAGAUUCAACAGGAUGGAAGACCUACAUCCAUAAAGGAGACAACAAGUGGGAAGCUGCUUAUGUUCCAUACUUGGAUUCAAAUGUUCUUGAUAAACACUACGUUGCUUUAAGAGAUGAUAUCAUAUUGAUUGAUUUUUCCAAAAAAUCAGGUCAUUACGUGAUUGGUAAAUACAAAAUAGAAGUGACUGAGCCUGGCGUAAAUGUUAUUGAAGUACAAGAAGGAUUUAAGGCAUAUAUUCACACGAUUUACUACAAUUCAGAAUACAACAGUGACUUCGCCAGUGCUAAGGUUCACAGGUACAAAUUUGAAAAUACUCUUUUUAAGGGUUUUGUACGUAAUCUGUGGGUACGUAAAGUAAACGUUUAUUUCUGGGAUAAAGAAUUAACGAAACCGCUAUAUAUAAGAUCAUUUGCAGACCAUGCUAUUUUGAAUUAUUUUGGAUAUCCUAAUUACCAUCUACAAACCGAUGUUUCUAUGUUCCGUUAUUUCUUGGCUCUUACUAACUUUGAAAUUAAUAAUGCUGUAGUUAUUAACCUAGCAAGACAUGAAUCUUACGAUUUCGAGGGUGGCAUUUCAGCUCAUUCAACUUCAAACCUAAUAACUGUGAAACGUCAUGACAAUUCACCAUUUAAGGGUUUCAGGAGAUGUGUUCAUACCCUUACUGUAGAGGGUGUUAAUAAACCAUUUAACGUCCUACGUUUUGUCAACGAGAUUAACCUGAAUGUAGAUUUAACCAAAGUUUCGUCCGUUGAAACAUAUUUUCAAAAUAAAAAUUUAAAGAAGCCUCUUUUGUUCAUUAUGUAUGGAUCCACCAAGCAGAGUUUUUAUAAGCUCGAGAACGAUAAAUAUGUCAAGUUGGACAACCUUUUCGUUAAUUUAGAGAACACCUUAAAAAAUUUGGCAUAUUAUAAUUACAAUUAUAUUACAAUUGACGUAUCAAAAUCAGCCGAUUAUCAUUACUCUAAUGCUUCAGAUGCCUCUUCAUUACCAGAUCCCACUAAGUUGGUAUCAGUCGUCAAGAACGAAUUUAAGGAAUUUUCUAAGUUUUCUCACAGUUUUAAGGUAAACGACAGUGUAUCUAAUUUCAAAUUACUUGCAUUGAAUGGUGUUGAUAUUAGUUUUGAUGACCCUGAAUUAACAAGUGUGGACGCUUACUUCUUUAAUGAACACAAGGAUAUUCCCAUAGCUGUCGUUCUUAAAGGCACUACCGAUGUCGUUUAUGCAAUUAAAAAGAAACACCCUAUUAAAAAGGACCCAGCCUUUUUAACUUCAUUAAACGACAACCUAAGGAACUUGGUACAAUAUAAUUUUGCGUUAAUGUACCUGAGAUUAGAUCAAACUUCUAACUACUACAACAAACAUGAUUAUGGAUUUGAGGUUGAAGUUGUUGAAGAUAAAUUGAUUGAAGGAAAUUACACUAAAUACGUUCACAAGUUCCCAGAAUUCACUGAUAUUUGCUUUGUGGUCCUUGGUGAUUAUUAUCAUCCCAAAAUUGAACCAGAGGGUAAAUUCAUAAGUGCUGUUGUAUAUAAAAAUAGUAACGGUUUCCCAGAAAUUGUAACCUUAAUAGACGACAAAGCAGUACCCCGUUAUUUUAUAUACCAAGUUAAUAUUUAUAAAAGAGCAAAAGUGGAAAGCGUUGUUAGAAAAUUAAGAUUUGGUCGUUCUCAAGUACAAAAGUUGUCAGAUUCUAUUCCCACAGAUAAAAAUAACUUAAAUUUAAAGGAAAUAAAAAUAUGUACAUUAGGAAAUGAGGGUACAAUAGAUGAAAAGAACAUUACUCAACUUAGGGUUAUAAGGUAUGGACGAAAGAAUCAUAUUUACGGCCAUAAAUUUGGGGAUAGUGUCAAAUGUGUAGAGGUUAAAUAUAAAGAAGAAUCAAUAUGGAAACAUGAUCCCAUUACAAAUUGCAAUAACUACCCAGAAAAAUUAAUUUUAAAUGUUACAAGCAAAGUUAUGUGGGUCAUUAUGGAGUCAAUGUGUUAUGGUUUUGUGUGUAUCGAUAACAAGUGGAACAUUUUUAGUUCUGACAAUAACAAAGAACCGAAUUCAAAGAUUACUGAAACAGUUGAUAUUGAUAUCAAGUCCAAUAGAAUCACAACCAAUAAAUACACAUAUGUUAAGAACAACAACAUUGGAACGAUAAAAGCAAAAGCCGGAUACGGUUUUAAAUCUGUUAAGCACUUAAAUAAUUGCAUCUGGAAAAGCGAUAAAGGUAACAAAAAUUAUUUUUGUGUGAUGGUUGAAUUCGAAGGUGCAAACAUUUUCCAAACUACAAAACAUGCUACCUUAUUUUUUAAUAAUGGAGAAAAAAAGUCUUACUUUAAAUCCAAUUAUACAUGGCUAGAGAAAAAAGUUAGUACCAAUAAAACAGGGUGUAUUACACCAAACACAAAAGGAACUAAUCCGAAUAGGCAAAUUGAACGUACAAGAACACCUAAAAAAGUAUCUCAAAAAGAGUCCAAGAAAAAGGAAAGCCAUUCCAGCCAAUCUGUUGAAGUGUUUUCGGAAGUUCAACCAAUAGUAGAUCCAAAUGAUAUGAAUUUCUUUGAGAAUAAUGAAAACAAUUUAGAAAAUUUGGAGGAGAAUUUAACUGAAUCUAGUGAUCAAUGUGAAUCAGAAUUGAAUAAUGAUGAAAGGGAAGAAACAUCCGAGGGUUUAGAAAAAACAUCUCCAUAUGAUGUCAAACUCUUCAUUAAAGAUUCGAGGGAUAAACUAGUAGAAAUUGAUGAGUCCAAUUAUGAUGUAGAAGUUUAUUUUUGUGCCAUCCACAUUAAAAUUCAUCAAGGAAUAAGAUGUGUAGCAAUUAAUUAUAUAAAUGAAACUAUAUGGAACAUAGAUAAAAAAUAUCCAGUUGGGGGUAGUGGACAUGCCUAUGGAGAUUGCAAUGAAAAGGUCAGUAAAAACAAAGUUGGCAAUCAAUCUGAAUCAUCAAAAUUAGAUUAUCCCAUAUCUCUGUCGUAUUAUAAAAGCACAAAAAGAGCCGUUAUACGUUUCAAUAAAAAAUUCCUUAUUUGCACAAAAAAAAAUGUAUGGGAGUCAAAUGUGUACUAUUACCGUUUUACAACAAAGCCAAAAAUUCCACAAGUAGACUCAAACUAUGACUUACAUUUCAAUAAGUCAUCCAUUACAUUGUUUACAUAUGAUGAUUAUGAUGUCAAUAAAUUGAGGAAGUUAGAGACAAAUCAAUACAGAAUUAAUGAUUCAGCCAAUGUUCUGAUGUUCAUUUUAGGUGAAACUUCCGAUUGUAUUGAAAUGAAGCUUGAUGACAAAACAAUUUGGAAAAAAUCUCACGAUGACUAUCCAAAGUACAUUUGCUAUUAUAAAUCUUCAAAUAGGUUUACCGUUAAUUUCGGGAAGGAGGUUGUCGUGUUGAGGUUAGUUAAUGGUGAGUGGAAGGCCUAUAUGUACAAUUUUAAAGAUCGAUAA